CACUGAGCAUAUGAACGGUCUCGCGACUCGAUUGCCCGAUGCAUUAUUCGUGGUAGCAUCUCGCGAAAGAGCGAGCGAGAGAGAGAGGGAGAGAAGGAAAGACAGAGGGAGAGGGGGAGAGAAAGAGCGAAUUCGCUAGUUAUCGCAGCGAGAGUGUACGGCGACGAAUAUAUAUCCCAUAUAUCGUGCGAGACAAAAGACGUGUUUAUUCGCUCUCAGAGUCGAGGAUACGGUAGCCGCAGGGAAGCUACCAACGGGUGAGAGCCAACGGGGGAGGAACGCCGGAGCGCGCGCGGCCGUUGACGCGUUUCCUCGUCGCGAGAACGCGAGAACGUGUCCGUUGGUCCGUCCGUCCCGCACGGACAGCGAUCGCGACCAGCGCUCGCUCGUCGACCUUCUCUCCUUCGAUCGGCCCCUUCUCGGACCGGUGUCCCGUCGUCGAGUCGCCGCGCAAAGUCCACCGUAUCCGACUCUGACGUACGACGUGCCUGCUCCCGCGAAUGUGGACACUUGACGGCGCGACGUGCCAUCGCUACCACUGUGCGCCCUCGGGGAGACCAGCCGUGGAUCACCGUCGUACCCCGAGUGUCAUCGCACGCUCGUGAGACGGUUCUCGUUCGCAAACGACUCGAUUGUCAGCAAGAACGAGAGCGAAGAGAUAGAGAGAAAGAAAAAGAGAGAGAGAGAGAGAGAGAAUAGGAGAAAGAGAGAGAGGAGAGGCCGCCCGCUGACUGUCCGCUCCAUCACUCCACACUUUCCUCCCACCCAAGUGGUAUCAAUGUUGUCUGGCAAUGGUGUGUAAGGAGAACGUGGUAUCAUGGUUUGGGAAUCUGUCCAGUUAUAAACGUAUCGAUGUGAUGUGCACAUUGCUGAACAUGUGCUUGCCGUUCGAAGUACGAUACCUUGGCACGUGCGUCGAGGAGAUCGGCAAGCGGGACUAUAAUGACCUGCGCGACACGGAGCACCAUGCGAACAACACCUCGGAUGUGGCCGAACUGACAACCUCCAGCGUGACAGAUAAACGCACCCGAAGAAAACUGGCUCUUUACAUGGCGCUAUUGCAUUCCUGCAAUUACGCUUGCGCGGUGAUUCUGUAUAAAAAUCUAUCGAAUCUCGAUCAUCAAGAGAUCACCAACCUAAUAAAUGGAACCACCUUUAACGUGGAUGAUCAACCUCUGGAAGAGUUGCUGCUGCUGUAUACGAUGGCACUGAAUCAUCCGGCCUUCACGUAUGAGCAGAAGAGCGUCUUUGGCAAUAUAUUCAUCAAACUCCAAGAGGAAGAAGCUCGUCUGAAUUUUUCAAAGAUAAACUCUUCUUUUAAACCGACACAAGGCUGUACACCGUGUAUGAGCACGAAUGAGAGGCUAAUGGAGCCUGAAAUCCCGAGUAGCUGUUUAAUGCCACCACCGCCGAUGCAGUCUUAUCAUGGAGAAAUCGCAAUGAGAAAUGCUAUGGUCACUGGAAUGCCACCUGGCCUUACGAUACCUCCUCCAGGAUUAUGCCUGCCCGGCCCGGAACAAAUGCCUAUGGGAUCCGGUGGUACCCAAUACGUUCAUCUCGGUUUCCCAUCUAUGAACCAUAUGCCGCCAGCGUGGACAGGUCAGGUUAUGAUGGGAAACCAGUUGAUGUAUCACACUGGCGACAUGUUGGCUUAUCCACCUUCUCCCUUAGUCAGCCGCCAGUCCUCGCCGUCCCAAUCACGAUCUCCUAGUCGCAGCAACUCGCCGAUGGGUCGCAACAGGAAUAACAUCAAUCCGCGCACUUCGUCUUCGCAAGUGACUCAGUCCACCUCGAAUACUCUCACGACAUCGUCGAGCGGCUCCAAUAGUCAAACGAGUAUCUCCGGCUCGAACACUAUCAAUAGCAACAACAGUAACAACAGUAGUAAUAGCAGUAACAACAACAAUAACAACAACAACAAUUCUCUACCACUUCUACCAGCGCUCGGAGCAAGCAGAAGUCUUCCUAGUCAACAGCCGUUACUCCCGUCGUCGCGGCCCGUCCCUCUGCCUAUUACGAGUACGUCGACUUUCUCUCGGCAUAACUCUGUCGACAACGCUCCAUCGUCCACCCUGAUUCCGGCAACCCAAUCGAAACAACCGCCACCGCCACGACUCAGGUCAUCUAAUUCCGGCGAUUCUCUCCGGGAGACUUUGGGCAAGGAGAUGCCGAACUUUAAGAGCAACCUGCAAAACUUUUCUCUCGACGAAAUCAGUAGGUUGAGUGACGAAGAUUUGAGGGAUAUCGGCUUGACAUCGAACGCGGUAGGACAAUUGAGAAGUAUAGUCAAGAGUCAAACCAACGGCUUAAAUCAGAUUUCAGUGGAUAAGAAGCUGGACAAUACUAGCAAUACCGCGCACCCAGUUACUGAGACAAUCGAGAACGAAGUUAUGCCAAGUAUGGAGAUCUUAGGUGAUAGCAAUAAUUCAAGCGGGAAAUCGAUACCGUUACAACAAGAACAACAUCCAGCGAUGCAUAAUUAUCAAAAUCACGUAACUACUCCAAAUUUACGGCGUUAUCCCAUGCCGUCGAUAGAUCCCGCGCAAAUACAAAUGUAUCCUGCUCCGCCACAGAUGUAUACAGCUCAGAAUUCAUCGUGUUACGCUUGUCUCACUGUACCAGUAGCUGGAAUGCAAAAUCGAUUUUCAAGAUGCAAUGCUCAGCACAUGUACUGCCUUGCGCGAAUGCAAGCGCUGCGGCUCGACUCCGAGAGCAGUCUACAUUGUUCUCAGAGCAGUAGUUCCGAUAGCACCGGUAGCAGAUCACCUCCGGAAACACCACCAGCCGCGCCAUGGGUCGGCAGCGACAAUAAUAACGUUGCGCCGCCUGUCACCGAUCACAUGAAUUCGGUGCAUUCGACAGCGACGGCGCCGCUCUCGCAUAUCGCGUCGGCAUCGACAUCCCAACAGCCGAUGCAGUCGUCGGUGCCACCGGAGAGCAGACAACUCACCAGGAAGAAUACGACGCGCACGAUGCGACAUAAGAGCCAAGGGAUACUGAAUGGCAUCGGGAACAACGGGAACAACGGCGGACCUCCGAGUCUACCGCACUGCGUCUCCUUCCCGGCGCCGCCGACGCAUUCGCAGCUGGCGUAUUUACCACACGGUCACGCUUUCCCAGCUGCGUUGCGGCCCGGUAACAGCGGUAUCUACUCCAACUUCCUGCAUGGUCCAUCCGCGCGACCAGCUUACCCGGCGGCGUACCAACCGAAUGGCGAGAUCAUGUACUCGUACACGGGGCAUCCCGCUGCCGCGUCCGGUAGUACUCCGCCGCCGCCGCCGCCACCAAACGCGGCGGCUGCCGCGACGCCCGUGCAAGCGUCGUAUAUGCCGCCCACGUCGGUGGUGACGUACGCGGCGGCGGCGGUGAUCCCGCCAACAAAGAUCUCUUGUUACAACUGCGGUAGUAGUAGUCAUCUCGCGGUAGACUGCAAGGAUCAAACAAUGGAGGACCUCACGAAGAAAGCCCAAUACCGACUGGAUUAUACAAUAAUGAAGCAGCCCGGGGAAUGCCCGAGUUCCGACAAGUGAUCCCCUGCCACGGACCACUCCGCUACCACUCGUCACAAUGAUCACCGCCACUAUGACCGCAACUAUUGCCAUCAUCGUCAUCACCAACACCAUCAUCACCAUAAAAAACAACACCGCCACCACUACCAGCAGCAGCACCAUCACUGUCAUUCUAAUCAUUACCACCAGUAUGUCACCAAUGUGCACCGAUUUAAGACGUUGCGAGAUGAUAACCGUUACCGUUCCUCAUUUCAGUUCUCGGUAAUUUAUCUCAACGUCCUAUCAUGCAAUCAGGAUGAUAACGAUGACGAUAACGAUAAUGCUAAUGCUGACAUUGACGCUGACACUGACGAUGACGGUGACAAUGACUCCGAUGCCAAGCACGACAGCGACGAAGUUUUUCUAACCGAGAAUGUUUCGCGAUUCACGGUACCGGGUAUAUCUUUUGCAAGUUCUUAUGUAUGAUAGUGUGAUCGCAAAGUAAUUUAAUAUUAUGUAAAAAUAGGAUAUAGUAAUGUAUUGUGUACAAAGGAAGAGCAGAGGCGAAAAAAAACACGAGAAAUAAUCGAAAGAUCGCGCCAUACAUACUGGAACACAAUGUCUUGUCUGUGUUUCUUUUACCGUAGGACAUUUUGAAAGGUUUUUGGGUUUAAAUAAUGACUCGCGUCCUUCUGGCGACAUACAUACCUGUGAGCUACUUAUCGCUAUGACUCCCAAUCUCUGCAGUGGUCUCUUAUUCUCCUAGCCUUAAAUUGUUCUCUUAACGAUUAACUGUAAGAGAACAUGCGAAGAAUGGAUAAAGGAUACAUUGUGCUCCAAACAGGGGUAAGGAAGCGAGAACUAUAUCAGAUUCGACUAUAUUUAGCAAUCGAUACUUUUACUUCUACUAUGUCUAUGCUGUUAUUAUCACUACUAUUAAACUAUAUUACUUCUACUAUCGCCACUGCGCCACGACAUUUUUAUGUACAUAUAUUUUUCUCAAUUCUUACACGCGCGAUGAAUUGAUUAUGACGUGUGAAAAGAAAAAGCGUAUAAUAUAUAUGUGAGAUAGACAUAUUGUGUGUGUGUGUGUGUGCGUAUGUCGCGUGCGAAUGUCGCGUGUGAACGUCGCGUGCGAAUAUGUCUAUGUGUAUAUGUGAGAAAAAGAUAGAAUGCAAAAGGCAGAGAAAAAAUAUAAACUAAACGGAAGAGAAACUGAGAAGAGGCAGAAAAAAUACAGGAAAAGAGUGAACAAGAAACCAAAAGUGUUCGAUCACCUAGAGCCGCUGUUGCGCUCUUAUGUAUGUUUGUUCCGCGUACACGUGUGCGUGAAUGUGUAAAGAUAUGCGCGAAAUAUAUAUUAUAUAUUUUAUAUAUAUACUACGAAUAUAUAUAAAAAAAAUAUGUAUAUGUAAUAUAUAAUAUAUAGUUCGUAAUUAUACAUAUGUCUCUGCUGCUCACAAUUCGUUUCUUAUCUUACUGAUAGUUGUAGCUAGACGGC
Camponotus floridanus (Florida carpenter ant) is the source of this 4989-nucleotide messenger RNA. RefSeq lists its product as uncharacterized. Lineage: Eukaryota; Metazoa; Arthropoda; Insecta; Hymenoptera; Formicidae. Bases 792 to 3530 code for a protein of 912 amino acids. The record is from RefSeq and is a predicted model, not a curated record. Gene Ontology annotation, molecular function: nucleic acid binding; zinc ion binding. The transcript has 8 exons.